CAGGAGGAAGUGCUGAAGUUUGAGAACGUAUGUAUGUUUUUUCCUGAAGUCUGACAGACUUACAGUCAGCAGAGUCACCACGAACUGCCCUGGAUUAAGAGGUUUUCAGUUACUAUAUCAGAUAACCUGCUUCAAUCCUGUGUUUAACCUAACUUACUGCUGUCGACAGAAGAUUGAUCUGGAAUGGAAUGGAUCUGCCAGAAGAGAUCCUUGCACAUAUCUUUUCUUUCCUGCCUUUACAGGACAAAUGCAAUGCAUUUAUUGUUUGUAAGGCUUGGUCUAAUAUCAUGACACAUCCAAGUUCAUGGAAAGAUACUGAAGUCAGGU
Messenger RNA from Danio rerio (zebrafish), 327 nucleotides. RefSeq names its product F-box and leucine-rich repeat protein 8 (gene fbxl8). The record is from RefSeq and is marked validated. NCBI's taxonomy places the organism in Eukaryota, Metazoa, Chordata, Actinopteri, Cypriniformes, Danionidae.